UUUGAUCCCAGAACAGGCGAGCUAGUGGUGGUUCUUAACCCGCAACUCCGCAUCAUGAGUAACUCUCUGAUCAAAAUCAAGUAAGUCUCUCUCUCACACAGCACAUAUACGAUAUCCCGAGAAUUUGAAUCAUUAAUGACUCAAACAUUAAACCCUUGAUUUCCUUGAUUUUUGUUGCUUACCUAUCUAUCUAUCUGUAUCCCGAAAUAAGGAUGUAUUAUAGGCGAGCAGGCAGUAAAUUGAGCAAUCUCUACCUGCUCAGAGUAAACCCUUAUCAAGCCUCAUCGUCUAUUCCCCGUAUUCAUAGAGUAUUAUAUGAUGAAAAGGAGACACAAUUUCAAUUUUCACAAAUUUUUAUGAGAAACUCAUUUCUCUCGAGAGCCUUCUGCUCUGGAAAUAAGAGAACGACUGAGUGGACAGAAGAAAACAUAGUAUAUCUGGAUGAAACAGGCGAUGUUAUAUUUUCAGGAAAGGGGGGUGUUCGUUCUGUUGAACCAGGGGUUGAUGAUCAUGUAAUGGUUGGUGGGUUAAAGAAAACAUUUUCUAAUGAUUCUGCUAUUACUAAGAUUGUAGAGAUUGUCAAGAGAUGGAAAUGGGGACCUGAAAUGGAAACCCAAUUGGAUAAACUUUAUUUUGUACCAAACAUGUCUCAUAUAAAUCAAGCAGUCAAAGAAAUAGGAGACACAGAUGCUUCUCUUAGUUUAUUCCGAUGGACGAAGAGGCAAUCAUGGUACUCCCCAAUGGAUGAGAUGUACGCCUCACUGUUUGAUAAAUUGAAUCAGAAAAGAGAUUAUGAAGGAUUGCAAUCUUUAUUUGAUGAGAUGGUUCGUGAUAAAAAAGAUGAUGAUCGUAAAGAUGAGACUUCCUCAUUUACAGCUUACAAUCGGGUGAUUCAACAUUUAGCCAAGGCUGGGAAAUUGGAGGUUUCAUUCUGCUGUUUCAAGAAGAUUCAAGAUUCAGGUUGCAAAAUUGAUACACAGACUUACAAUUCGUUAAUAACCUUGUUUUUGACAAAGGGUUUGCCUUAUAAGGCAUUUGAAAUGUACGAGAUGAUGGAAGAGGCUAAAUGUUCUUUGGAUGUGGCAACCUAUGACCUAAUGAUACCAAGCUUGGCAAAAUCAGGCCGACUCGAUGCUGCUUUUAAGCUUUUCCAAGUGAUGAAAGAGAAGGGUUUUCGUCCGAAUUGCUCCAUUUUUUCGUCCCUCAUUGAUUCGAUGGGUAAGGCCGGGAGGUUAGAUAUGUCAAUGAAGGUUUACAUGGAAAUGCAAGGUUUUGGGCUCAGGCCGGCGUCUGCCACGUAUGCGUCUUUGAUUGAGUCUUUUGUUAAGGCUGGGAAACUAGAAACUGCGUUGAAGCUCUGGGAUGAGAUGAAGAAGUCAGGUUUUCGACCUAAUUAUGGAUUGUACACAAUGAUCACCGAGUCCCACGCAAAGUCUGGAAAGCUAGAAACUGCAAUGUCUGUUUUCUCGGAUAUGGAGAAGGCUGGGUUCUUACCAACGCCAUCCACUUAUUCUUGUCUGUUGGAAAUGCAUGCUUCCUCGGGUCAAGUUGAUUCUGCUAUGAAGCUAUAUAACUCGAUGACAAAUGCAGGUCUUAGACCCGGACUCAGCACAUAUACCUCACUUUUAACUGUACUAGCAAAUAAGAAGCUAGUGGAUGUGGCAGCCAAGAUAUUACUUGAAAUGAAGGCAGUGGGAUUUGCAGUAGAUAUUAGUGCUAGUGAUGUUUUAAUGAUCUACAUUAAGGAUGGGGCAGUUGAUCUUGCUUUGAGGUGGCUACGAUUCAUGGGUUCAUCUGGGAUUACAACAAACAACUUCAUUAUCAGGCAGCUCUUUGAAUCUUGUAUGAAGAAUAGAAUGUAUGAGUCAGCUAAACCCCUUCUUGAUACUUAUGUUAACGCAUCUGCGAAGGUGGAUCUCAUCCUAUACACAUCAAUUUUGGCUCAUCUUAUACGGUGCCAGGAUGAGCAGAAUGAGAGGCAUUUGAUGUCGAUCUUGAGUGCAACUAACCAUAAAGCACAUUCUUUUAUGUGUGGACUCUUCACAGGCCCAGAGCAGAGGAAAAAACCAGUGUUGUCUUUUGUUAGGGAGUUCUUCCAGGAAAUUGAUUUCGAGCUGGAAGAGGGUGCUGCCAGGUACUUUGUUAAUGUUCUCCUUAAUUAUCUUGUGCUUAUGGGUCAAAUAAAUAGAGCUCGGUGUGUGUGGAAAGUUUCCUAUGAGAAUAAACUUUUCCCGAAGGCAGUAGUCUUUGAUCAGCACAUUGCUUGGUCCCUAGAUGUUAGAAGCUUAUCUGUUGGGGCUGCUCUUAUUGCUGUUGUGCACACCCUUCACAGGUUUAGGAAGCGAAUGUUGUAUUAUGGUGUUGUUCCUAGACGUAUCAAAUUGGUUACAGGUCCUACUUUGAAAAUUGUCAUAGCACAGGUUCUAAGCUCGGUAGAAUCCCCAUUUGAAGUCAGUAAAGUUGUUCUGAGGGCCCCAGGAGAUUCUGUCUUGGAAUGGUUCAAGAAGCCAAUUGUUCAACAAUUCCUUUUGAAUGAAAUCCCAUCCAGAUCAGAUAUUCUCAUGCACAAGUUAAACAUGUUGUUUCCUAGUUCUGCACCUGAAAUUAGAUCUCUUUCCCCUCCUAAGCCACUGGUUAUGGUUAAGGAUAUGCAAUAUUAAAUUGUAGUCAAGAUGAUUUAUAGGUUAUAUAAUGGGAGAAAAGGGGUAACUGGUUCCUUCUUUUAUAUUUUAUUAUUUUUCUUUUACUUCUGAUCUAUAAUUUGUAUGUCUUAGUUUAUUUGAUUUACUGAGUUAGCAUGAAACAUCACCAUCAAAACUUAAAACUCUAAUACAGUGUUUUUUGGGCAUAAAGGGUCCUGUAAAAAUUCCAUUCUUGCUGAACUAUCAUCUUGUCAUCUUCUACAAACAUCUCAAGAAACAAACAUGUGCUUUUUAUUUU
Messenger RNA from Papaver somniferum (opium poppy), 2940 nucleotides. RefSeq names its product pentatricopeptide repeat-containing protein At1g79490, mitochondrial-like. The coding region runs from base 213 to 2660 and encodes 815 amino acids. Lineage: Eukaryota; Viridiplantae; Streptophyta; Magnoliopsida; Ranunculales; Papaveraceae. Gene Ontology annotation, molecular function: protein binding. The record is from RefSeq and is a predicted model, not a curated record. The transcript has a single exon.